AGUUUGCUUCUUUUUCUUCCAGUUUUUGCUUCUGUCUUUUAAUGAAGCAAUCAAUCUCCUUUAAAGUCUGUCCUAUUAUGUCAAAAAAUAUAUGCUCAUGUUUUUGUUAGAAAAAUUAUUCAUCCGUAAAUUGACCGUCCUGUCUUAAGGUGAGUGGUGUGAGGCAUGAGACUCAAAAAAGGUGUCCUCCCGGCGAUGGUGCUGGCGUGCUUCUGCUUCUUCCUUUACCAUCAACGAGGCAAUGAAAAGACUGUUUACUUCUUCACCAAAGUCUUUCAAAACAUUACGCCCUUAUCCUCCGACCUUCAGAACACGGGAGGUGAGCGUCAGCCCUGGUGGCGGGAAGCAGUGUGUGGGAAUGAGACUCUCACGACCCAGCAGACGGGCACACCUCUCAAGCUGCUGUUCAGAGACGUGAUGCCAGUAAAGGACAAUACCAUUUUCCUGGUGUACACGUCGUGCAACUCAAGACCGCUUUACCGUGCCUGGUGCGCCGUUGAAAGCUGGGCGAGGCUGAACCCAGAUCGUCAUGUAUGGUUUGUGCUCACCUCGGGCACGGUGGAGGAGACGGAGCACCUCUCGACCCUCCUGAAGCAGUACGAUAACCUUCAAGUUGUGGGCGCUGACCUCGAUGAUUUGUUCACAAACACGCCUCUUGAGUCGUUCUACAGCGGACGGAAUUGGACUCGGAAAGACACGUGGCCUAUCAUCCAUAUGAGUGACAUGUUGCGUGUGCUACUGUUGUGGCAUUUUGGCGGCGUGUACAGUGACACCGACCUCAUUAAUCUGCGACCCUUCACGCUGCCGCUUAAUGGCAUUGGCAUGGAAAGCUCCAAUGUGCUGGCCAAUGGCUUCUUGUGCUUCCAUGCCAACCAUCCAUUCCUCAGCUACCUGAUGAAUAUCAUGCCUCAACAGUUUGAGCCCAAGACGUGGGGAAGCAUUGGAAUCUGGGCCCUCACAAGGGCAGCAAAAGAGACUUGUAAAAAAGACCUUGCCGACCUGUACAAGAGAGCCCCAGUGGCCUGCUCAGGGAACUUCACGUUAUACCCGACAUUAUCCUUCUACCCACUUCAUUGGAAUAUUUACUGGAAGUUCUUCAGUCCAGGAGGAGGAAAGGACUUUGAUAAG
This is a messenger RNA of Eriocheir sinensis (Chinese mitten crab), 1128 nucleotides long. Its product is annotated as lactosylceramide 4-alpha-galactosyltransferase-like. Gene Ontology annotation, biological process: glycosphingolipid biosynthetic process. The record is from RefSeq and is a predicted model, not a curated record. Lineage: Eukaryota; Metazoa; Arthropoda; Malacostraca; Decapoda; Varunidae. Gene Ontology annotation, molecular function: hexosyltransferase activity.